Molecule: messenger RNA, 684 nt
Organism: Coniophora puteana RWD-64-598 SS2
Lineage: Eukaryota; Fungi; Basidiomycota; Agaricomycetes; Boletales; Coniophoraceae
Exons: 2
Coding region: 1-684 (227 amino acids)
Source: RefSeq, a predicted model, not a curated record
AUGGACCUCAGCUUCACCUUCCUCGCCACUCUAUUCAUCCUUCUCAUCAUCUCCUCCGCCAUCAUCCUCCGUUCCUUCAUCCUCCGCAGGCGCUUCCACAGACGCGUCGAAGAGGCCCUCCAGAAUGGCUUAUAUCUAGAACUCGACAACAACGUCGCCAGACCCACCUUGCGCGUGCUCGGAACCAAGCCUCGCUUCCAUGAAGUCCAGGUCAGCGAGCCGACCAACUUGAAGGACGACGAAAGCUCGGACUCAGGCCACGGAAAGAGUUAUUCAUCAGCCUCCAAAUUGGCGACCUUCCUGCCCCUAGCCGCAUCCCUCGUACCAUCGUCAAAACCAAAUCUCCCUCGCUCCCACUCUCAAUCGACAUCGACAUCGGCUCUAUCGUCGCCCACCCCGCCAAGUUCACGCUCCGUCUUCUCCCAGUUCCGUAGACGACGCGCGGCCCCCUCCGGCAGCGGCAGCACACCGCCUUCCGCCAACUCCCCGCCUCCGCCCGACGCGGAUGCACCCAGCUCGACGCUCGCCGUGUCCCUCCUCAUCGCCAUGCCCCAACCACACACCGAACUACACCACCACGAACACGAGCAUGCUUCAAACGAGGAUCCCGUGCCGAACGUCGAGAUCGGUGUCACGCACGUAGGCGCACGGCUUCCCGCCGACAACCUGAACGCGCCGUCGUGA